Amblyraja radiata (thorny skate) is the source of this 775-nucleotide messenger RNA. RefSeq names its product hemogen (gene hemgn). The transcript is spliced from 4 exons. NCBI's taxonomy places the organism in Eukaryota, Metazoa, Chordata, Chondrichthyes, Rajiformes, Rajidae. The record is from RefSeq and is a predicted model, not a curated record. Bases 149 to 685 code for a protein of 178 amino acids.
CCCUUGUACACAUAAGAUAACGAUGCCUGAGUGGGUGUUGACACUGAAACCGCCUAAUCAAAAUGUUAAAAUAAGAACAUAACUACCUUGUUCAAACUUCCACUUCACAAGCUCAAACAGAUACAUUUUUCCCAGCAGUGUGGAGAAAAUGGACACAAGAGAGAGUACCCAGAAUACCAAGGAUCAGGAGAUUCCAGGAGUCUUUCCAUACCGUUUGAGAGACCGUGAACAACUCAGGAAAAGAAAGCUGGAAGCACAGGAGCAGAAAAGCUCACAGCGGGUGUUUAAGGAGAAAUCAAAGACAAAAAGAGGAAGAAAGGCAAAAGCCAGUGGAACAAGCAGUAAACUUCCCAAGGAACCUGAGCCUGUGCCUGAGCUGGAGCCCAAGCCUGAGCCUGAGUCGAAGCCUGAGCCUGAACCUGUUCUAGAGCCAGUCCCUUUGCAAGAAGAAGAAGAAGAAGAAGUAGCCACAGACAAAGUAGCAGAAUUGAGUCUUGAAAGAGAGAAGCUUGCCCCACUGCAGGAAAGUGUAAACCUUUCCACAACUGGGGAUCUGGCUGCUACUUUAACAGAUGGGCUCGGAGAGAAUACCCGUGUGAAAAUACAAGAGAUUUUAGCACUGCAAGUAGAAGAUGUGCCUGGUGAAAAUCCUCCAUUUGAAAAACAAAUAAUUUUGUCUAUAUAAAAUCGACACCACAUCUAAAAGUUAGACAAAAAUGCUGGAGAAACUCAGCGGGUGAGGCAGCAUCUAUGGAGUGAAGAAAAUAGGCAAAGU